This is a messenger RNA of Plasmodium gallinaceum, 1518 nucleotides long. Its product is annotated as conserved Plasmodium protein, unknown function. The record is from RefSeq and is a predicted model, not a curated record. Bases 1 to 1518 code for a protein of 505 amino acids. NCBI's taxonomy places the organism in Eukaryota, Apicomplexa, Aconoidasida, Haemosporida, Plasmodiidae. The transcript has 4 exons.
AUGAACAAUUCAUUAAUUUCUCAAGUACUAACAGAAACAGAAAUAAUUGAACUUGGUUUAAAUAAUAGUUUAAUGAAAACUUGUUCUUGUCCUUUUAUUUUAAAUAAGAAAUAUUUUAUAAAAAUUUGUAUAUCUUAUUUAUUAAUUAUUUUUUUAUUUUUUUCAGUUUACAUUACUAUUAUUAUAUUAUUAUUAAAUAGUAAUAAAACUGGAUUAACUAAACCAAUAUCAUUGAUAAUAUAUAUUUACAUAUUUGUUUUUUUUUACGUUGAUAUAUUUAUAAGUAAUAUUAUUAAGUAUGAUUUAGUAAAAAAAUACAACUUAAAAGAGAUUAGAAAAAGAAUUUAUGAAAAUUUUCUUACUUCACAAAAAACUGAUAGUUUAAAAAAAAAUAAAAACGGAAAAGAUAAAAAAAAGAGUGAAAAUAAAUAUAAAGCUAAAAAUGAAGGAGAAAAAUUAUUUUCUAGUGAAAAGUACUAUGUCACUAAUAUGGAAGAAAAUGAAAAUGUUUCGAUAAAUGAAACGAAAGUAUUUGAAGAAAGGAACUAUUGUUUAGACGAAUUAAAGAAUAUAAACGAUUUUAUUAAUGUUGAAUUAUUAAAAUAUAUUCAAUAUGAAAAUAACAAUUACACAAUUAAUAAUAGUAAAUUUGAUAUUUUUUUAACAAUAUCAGGGUUAAUUAAUCAAUUAAAUAUUUUUUGUGAUUUACUGUUCUUAUUUUAUUUAUAUGAUUUUAGCAAAAAUUUAUUUAUUGUUAGUUUAUUUAUUUACAUAUAUUAUUUGAUUCAUUUUUUUGUUAUAAUAAAAUUUUCAAUAAUUAUUAUUCAAUCAUUGAUAAAAAUAUAUAAAAAAUCUUUUUCAAAUUCGCUUAAAAAGACAUCAUUUUAUAUAAAAGAUUUUCUAUCUUCUUCUUAUCAUAGUGUACAAGAAACAUUAAAAAAUUUUUUACAAACUUUAACAUUAAGAGAAAACCAUGAAACUUUAAAUGAAAAUAAAUCAAAUAUAUUUUUGAAUAAAUAUACAAAUUACAAUAGUUGGUGUUUUUUUUAUAAAGAGGAUUAUCAUAAUGAUUAUGAAAUAAAAAAAUUUCAAAUGAAAUAUGAUUCGAUUAAUAAAUAUAGCGAAAAAAAAAAAAAAAAUAUUAUUAAAAUAAAAAUAAAGAAAAAUAGAAACAAUAAUAAAAUAAAUUAUGAAAAAGCCUUAAUGCCUUCAUAUGUGCAAUUUAUAGCUAAUACGUCCUAUUUUUUAUCCUUCUUUCAUAUACUUAAUAUAAUGAAAGUUAAAUUUUUAUCAGCUCAUAAUAUUUAUUCUCAUAUUAGUUUUACAAUAGUGUUUUUUGUAUGGAAAUUACUAUAUAUGGACGUUGUGUUAUGUCUUUUAAAAUUUUUUAUCUUAUUUUAUACCGAUGAUAACUUAAUUGUAGCUAUGUUUUUACUUAUUUCCAUAAUUAACAUUUUAAAUUCUUAUUUAAUAAACUUAUUAGAUCAUAAUUUAUUAAAUGAUAUUAAUAUAAAUUAA